This is a messenger RNA of Filobasidium floriforme, 865 nucleotides long. RefSeq names its product DASH complex subunit Dad2-domain-containing protein. NCBI's taxonomy places the organism in Eukaryota, Fungi, Basidiomycota, Tremellomycetes, Filobasidiales, Filobasidiaceae. Gene Ontology annotation, cellular component: DASH complex; mitotic spindle; mitotic spindle pole body. The transcript has 3 exons. Bases 79 to 582 code for a protein of 167 amino acids. The record is from RefSeq and is a predicted model, not a curated record. Gene Ontology annotation, biological process: attachment of spindle microtubules to kinetochore; mitotic cell cycle.
UCACAAGCAAACGAGCAAGAUUUAAUAAGCCUUACCUCCUCUACAACUAUCGCUUUGGUCGAAGACGUCUUUUCGAUCAUGUCCUCCCACACCACCAACUCCAUGUUGUCGAACCUCACCCCGACCCAGAUCCGUCUGUACGAGAAACAACAAGAACACGCCUCGCUCCAAGCCCUGAAGGAGGCUAGCGGGCAGAUGCUGGAGAGGGUCGAAGAGCUCGCUAGGAUGAGUCACGUCAUGGCCGAUGGAGGUGCUGCGGUCGGCUCGGUAUUGAGGAAUUGGAACCAGGUGUUUUCCAUCCUCAGCUUGUUCGACAAACCGCCAACAGAUUCUCAACAAACAUCGGACCCUAACCAAAAGACCUCUUCGACCACCGCUCAGUCUAAAUCUAGGUCCACACAAUAUCCUUCUGCAAAUGCCGAAAGCAGCUCCGCCGACGCUGAUCGAGAUGACCGAGAAGAGAUCGAGGAGGAACUGCCGAUGUUGGUCAGGUUACAGUUUGACAAGUAUCAAGCGCAGACUCAGGGUCAAGCUUCGGGUCAGGAUCAGGUGGACGGUGAGAGUCAGGAGGAAGGGUUCUGAAGAGCACGGGUAGGGGGAAAAACGGGAGCGGGUCCAGCCGCCGUGUAGAGGAUCAUCGGGGUGUAGGGUGUAGGGAGAUUUAUGGGGAUAGGCGAGGAUGGGCGUGCUGCGAGAUCUUCUGAACACUCCUCGGCGCUACAAGCGCGACGACGUAGGGGGAGAUUGCGAAAAAGAGACGUGACCUUCGCUCUCCACCUGGUCGGAAGUGGUACUUGGGACUUGGGAGCAUGCGAGAGCUGGAUUCAAUACAGCAUGCUCAUGCGCUUUGAUUCACAAUGGUCCA